UACCUUGUUAGUCGUUUAUAGUGGUGUUACUGACCCGGUGCAGCACAAUUGUGAUAGCAGUCUCCCAAUCGAGUGUACUAUUUAUUAUUAUAUUACUUUAUUAUAAAGCAUCCGCGAGUACUACUACGUAUUAUUCUGCACAAACCUAGUUUUUUAAAAUUAUUUUUCACAAAAAAAAAAAAAACCUUGCGCCCAAUAUCCGUUGGGCAGCGUUUGCAUACAAUCGCCGGGUGCGUUGUGCCAUAAACGACAAAUAAGAUCAGCCAAGCCGAAACAAAUAGCUACAUCUCAAUAUUUACAAGCACACCGCAAUGAAUAAUAUUUUCCGGAUUGUUGCGCUCAUUAGCGCUCUUCGCGUCAACGGUAAUCUGGCAUUCACAUCCGGCGACGACAAGUUCAUAAAAAAAUACGCCAUGAUGAAGGUGUACGAGACGUGUUUCGGUCCGGAAGUGGUGAAGGAAGUGCGGAAAGAGAUGAAAGUGGCCACGGCCAAGUGCAACGGCAACAUGCCCAUGAGUGUGCCCACGCCGAAUUUGGCAUCGCUCAAGACGUCCAUGGGCCAGGGCAACUUGCACGAUUUCAGCGGCCUACACCAGCACCAGACCACCAAACCACCGGCCCACCAGGAAGACUCGUUUGGCAAAAACCAACCUGGCCUCGACCUGACCAAACUUCAACAAGUCAUUUUGGCCGGAUACAACAAACACAUGCAACAAUCGGCACAGCCGCAACAACAACAACAACAACAGUCGGCCCAGCAGCACAUCAAACCUUGGAGUUCGUUGAUGGACCAACAGCAGUCUUACAUGCCCAACUCGCUGUUCUAUCCCCCGAACCCGUCCAUGGCCAACACCAACGACAUGUACCUCCCACGGAUAUCGCCGGCUCCCCAGCAAGUGUAUCCCGGGGCUUACCCGAUGAUGCCGCCGACAAUGGCCAGCGGUCAGAUGUACCAGCCCUACUAUCAACCGUACUUUCCCACGCACCGGACUUCGAGAGUCGGAGGAUUCGACGUGCGCAACCAACUGGACUCGUUGACGACAAAAAUGUCCGGCAAGAUAAGAAACGUCACGUGCGUCAUGCAAGAACUCGGAUACCUCAAUCACAAUAUGGAACCAGACUACGAGAACAUGAACGAGAGGGUACGGCGGCUGCCCAUUGCCGAAGAACUCAAACAGGACAUGAUCGACGGCAUAGAAUACUGUAAACAGUUCUCGCUGUGCGUUCCGGACGAGAGAAAAGACAAAUUCGCCAAAGAACUGGUUCGCCCGAUGUUCUUCUUCAAGUGUUACAAACACAAAAAAUUGGAAUCGUGCAUAAUGAAAGACAUUCGCGACCGGUACACAAACGAAGAGUUUAACGAGGAUAACCUAGUGUCGUCGGACCGAUCGAUGCGAAGUUCUCAGAACCUAGAAGACGACACCAUGGAGCAGACAGUGUUUGAUUUCAUUUACGGCGACAAGUCCAUCGACCUGGAAUCAUUGUUGUGAAAACGUCUUAUGUGCACUUCGUUUCCGAAGACAACGCUCAACCACCGUCGAAACGAUAAUAGGCGUGUACUCGCCUAAAAUCGUGUCCUUAACCUAAAACACACAGAAUAUUUAUUUAUUUAUAUUGGUCCUGGUAUUAAAACGUUACUGCGACGACAGAUGUCACCAGACAGUGACGUUUCGAUAUCAGGACGUUGUACCUGAAAAAAGGGAAACGUGUAAUUUAUUUUUCUCAAUUGAACUUUAAUUUUAUUUAUUUAUUUAAUAUGUAAAAAUAUAAUUUUAUACUUUAUGGUGUUCCUCGAUAAACCAAAUAAACUUUCUUAUUUAAAAAAUGAAAAAAGACAGUUAUAAUAUAUAAUAAAUAUAAUUUUAUUUAACAAGUAUAAAAGAACAAAUUUGUCGUAUCGUAAUAAUAUUAUU
Molecule: messenger RNA, 1913 nt
Organism: Adelges cooleyi (spruce gall adelgid)
Lineage: Eukaryota; Metazoa; Arthropoda; Insecta; Hemiptera; Adelgidae
Exons: 8
Coding region: 312-1490 (392 amino acids)
Source: RefSeq, a predicted model, not a curated record